Papilio machaon (common yellow swallowtail) is the source of this 1753-nucleotide messenger RNA. RefSeq names its product cytochrome P450 4c21. Lineage: Eukaryota; Metazoa; Arthropoda; Insecta; Lepidoptera; Papilionidae. The coding region runs from base 56 to 1597 and encodes 513 amino acids. The record is from RefSeq and is a predicted model, not a curated record. Gene Ontology annotation, molecular function: monooxygenase activity; iron ion binding; heme binding. The transcript is spliced from 10 exons.
AUAAGUGACACAUUCAAGUGUGGAACCGUAUAUACGUUGUGAUCCAAUAUUUAAAAUGUUUCUAUAUCUAGUGUGCAUCGGUAUAGUGCUGAGUAUGGCACUAUUCAGAUUGAAAAGAAGACGAUUGCAUAGAUUAGCUUCAGAAAUUCCAGGCUCGGACGAUGAACUGCCAUUCAUUGGCGUCGCACAUAAAUUUACUGGGACUACUGAAGAUAUAUUGACCAGUUUACAGAAGUAUAGUUACGAGGCUAUGAAAAAGAAUGGAAUUCUUCGAGGUUGGAUUGGCCACAUGCUUUAUUUCAUUGUUAUGGAUCCGAUUGAUUUAGAGGUAGUACUAAAGAAUUGUUUAGAGAAAGAUGAUCUGCAUCGAUUUUUAAAAAAUGCUAUUGGGAAUGGCGGAAUAUACGCACCAUUGCCUAUCUGGAGGAGACGACGAAAGAUCAUGAUGCCGGCUUUCAGUUCAAAAAUAGUAGAUACCUUCAUAGAAAUAUUUUCGGAACAGAGUGAGAAGUUGGUUUCAAUGCUUGCUAAAUAUGCGGGCAAAGGUGACGUCACCAUGGAGCCUUUUCUUAGUAGAUAUGCAUUGGACUCUAUAUGUGGCACUACAAUGGGAAUAAAAUUAAACGUUCAAAACGAUCCUGAUAACCCUUUUUUAAAAGCUAUGAAAAAUAUCCUCAAUUUUGUUUGUAAAAGAAUUUUCCAUCUGUGGCUACAACCAGAAUGGCUCUACAAGCUCUUCCCUCAGUACACGGAGGAAAAGAAGUAUUUGAAGGAAAUGCACAAUUUUGUAGAUGAAGUAAUACAAAAGAAGAGGGAAGAAAUCAUUAAGGAAAAGUACCUAAAAUCAGAAGUAGAUCGUAGUUUUGAUAUACGUAAUUACAAGAGUCGAUCGUUCCUCGAUCUUAUGAUAACAUUUUCUGGAGAUGAAAACGCUUACAAUGAUCUGGAGCUGAGAGAGGAAAUAAUGACAUUAACAAUAGCCGGCACUGACACGUCAGCUGUGUCAAUUGGGUACACAUUGAAGUUGUUAGCGAUGUAUCCAAAAGUGCAAGACAAGUUAUAUCAAGAAUUACUAGAUGUUUUCGGAAAUUUCGAUCGACCAAUAGUUAAAGAGGACUUGGCAAAAUUAGAGUACUUGAAUCGUGUUGUGAAAGAGUCGCUAAGGUUGUUUCCACCUACGCCCUUUAUUAUUAGGAAAGUUUUAGAAGACAUUUACUUACCAUCUGGUCGAACUCUUCCUGCCGGGUCUGGUACAGUGGUCAGUAUCUGGGGUUUGCAUCGUGACCCCAAGUACUGGGGUCCGAAAGCUGAGUUCUUUGACCCCGACAGGUUCUUGCCAGAUAGGCUCGACCUCAAGUACUCCUGCUCCUACAUGCCGUUUAGCAGUGGACCUCGGAAUUGUCCAGGUUCUCAAUACGCGUUAAUGUCAAUUAAGACAGCGCUAUCGGCGAUAGUGAGGCGUUACAAGAUUGUUGGAGAAGAGUCCGGCCCUGUCCCACAUAUAAAGUCCAAGAUUGACAUCAUGUUGAAAGCUGUAGAUGAUUAUAAAAUUAGUUUAGAGAAAAGAGUUAGUAUAAACUCUGAAAAUGUUAAAUAAUACAACUUUAUUUAGAGUUUAAGACGUCUGUUAAUCUGAUUUUAACCCAAUUAGAUAAACUUAUAUGGAAUACAUUAACAUUCGGUUUAUAUGGUUAAAAUUUAUCUGAAGGAAAAAGUGAAAGUAGAAUCUGUUUCCAAUGUAGGUAAGAAAAAU